ACACAGUAUGUAAGGUCUUUUGACGGUUUCUAUGAUGGGUCCCUGAGAAAGCCCCAGGGCAACCAGAAUACUCAUCCACUUCGCACUCGCGUCCGUCGUUCAUCUCGCACAAUGGCGGACUCGCCAAGGUCCGUUGCGAUGACGACGAUCACUGCAAAAAAGAUGGGAUAUAUACCAAGAAUGGUUCGUCCGGCUUUGGAUGAUCGAUCCAGACAACACCUCCAUCAACAGCACCGACAAACACAUCAGAUCAACGAACGCAACCGUGCCCCUAUCGAAGCCAAAAGGCCAAAAUCAUAAGAUAAACACUUUACCCUCGGCGUACACAUGUCAUCCAAUUUCUCCUUCGAGCUGGGCGGGGCCCCAUACACCAUCCCCUCGCCCUCAGAGAAGCCCAUCGCCUAUAUCGCCACCAUCAUCCUCUUCGUUAUCCUGGCAUACGCCCUCGGCGAUCAUGGCGCCAAGCUGCCCGAGAUCAACCCGCUCAAGCCGUUCGAGUUUUCCAACACGCGCCGCAUCCUCGAGUUCUACCAGACGAGCAAGGAGCUCAUGCUCAAGGGCAGAGCAAAGUUUGGCGACAACCCGUUCAACCUCAUGACGGAAUGGGGCAAUGUCAUGGUUCUGCCCCCUGACUUUAUCCACGAGCUUCGCAGUAAUCCCUCUCUGGCUUUCGAGGAGCCUGCUAAAGAUGAUUCCCACGGCUAUAUCCCUGGUUUCGAAACCUUUGAUGGCGACGAAGCCCUUCCGAGAGUCGUCACAAAGUACUUGACAAAGGCCUUGACCAAACUUACAAAGCCCCUUUCCGAAGAGUCCACACUCGUCCUCCGCCAUGUCCUCACCGACUCGACUGAAUGGCACAAAAUAAGCCCCCAGCAUGACAUAAUGCGCAUCGUCUCCCGCCUCUCCUCCCGCGUCUUCGCAGGCGAAGACCUCUGCCGCGACGAAGAAUGGGUCCGCGUCUCCUCAGAGUACACCGCCGCCGCCUUCGGCGUAGGCUACGAAGUCGGCCAGUGGCCUCGCUGGUCCCGCCCCAUCGUCCACUGGUUCCUCCCCUCGUGCUGGCGCGUCCGCGCCCUCCUCGCCGAGUGCCGCAAGACCCUCCAGCCGCACGUGGAGCGCCGCGAGCGCCGCAAAGCCGAGGCCCUGGCCGCCGGCAAGACGGGCGCCGUUUUUGACGAUGCCAUUGAGUGGUUCGAGAAGGAGUCCUCGCGCAAGCCUGACCCGGCCACGCAGCAGAUUUCCCUCUCGCUCGUCGCGAUCCAUACCACGACUGAUUUGCUGACGCAGACGAUGAUUGACUUGGCGGAGCACCCUGAGCUGGUCCAGCCUUUGCGUGAUGAGCUCGUUCGCGUACUCAGCGCGGAAGGGUUGAAGAAGACGGCCCUGUAUAACCUCAAACUCAUGGACAGCGUCAUCAAGGAGUCGCAGCGCAUGAAGCCCGUCCUACUCUCAACCUGGCGCCGCCUCGUCAAGAAGGACGUAACCCUCUCCAACGGCUUCGUCCUCCGCAAGGGCCAAAAGAUCAUCGCCACAAACACCCACAUGUGGGACACAAAGUACUACGAGAACCCGGCCACCUACGACGGCUACCGCUUCCUCAACAUGCGCGGCACCGAUGAGGAGAAGAACGCGCACCUAGUCAGCACCAGCGCCAAGCACCCCGGCUUCGGCCACGGGCAACACGCGUGCCCCGGUCGCUUCUUCGCCGCCAACGAGGUCAAGAUUGCGUUGGCGCAUUUGCUGCUCAAGUAUGACUGGAAGUUUCCCGAUGGCUUCAAGCCGCAGAUGAUGCCGCAUGGUAUGGUUUUGUUGCCGGAUCCUUCUGCGACGCUGUUGAUUCGUAGGAGGAAGGAGGAGCUUGACCUGGACUCGUUGGAGUGUUGAUUUGAUUUGAGUUAGAUUCUGACAUGAUUUUGAACUCUUCACUCUGCUGUAGAUGGAACUGAUACACACCAUCUUGAGCGCCUUGUUUAUAUCUUAGAUUGAAAGAGUAGUAGUUAGAUGACCAGGUGUCUUUUGAAGUUGUAGCAAUUCACC
This is a messenger RNA of Colletotrichum acutatum, 2037 nucleotides long. Its product is annotated as cytochrome P450. NCBI's taxonomy places the organism in Eukaryota, Fungi, Ascomycota, Sordariomycetes, Glomerellales, Glomerellaceae. The coding region runs from base 328 to 1884 and encodes 518 amino acids. The transcript has 5 exons. Gene Ontology annotation, molecular function: monooxygenase activity; oxidoreductase activity, acting on paired donors, with incorporation or reduction of molecular oxygen; heme binding. The record is from RefSeq and is a predicted model, not a curated record.